Molecule: messenger RNA, 7426 nt
Organism: Lingula anatina
Lineage: Eukaryota; Metazoa; Brachiopoda; Lingulata; Lingulida; Lingulidae
Source: RefSeq, a predicted model, not a curated record
AUUAUCAUUUCUUGUAACAUAUAGAGGCAGGUUGACUCUAUAUUGCAAGUUGUAUAGAAGACUGGGUGUAACAUUCAUACAAUCAAUACAUAAAGGAGUGGUUUGCAAGCUUUGUAUCCUUUAUGUGUAUGAAUUGGUUUGUUAUUUGUUUAUAAGAAAACAUGCAUGAUAUUACUAUGGCACCUAUAUACAAAUGAAACGGGUGACCCACAUUUUGGACAAAGCUUAUCUAAAAUGUACGAAGGUUAUACCAUGAAGUUUUGCUUUCUGUGGUACUUAAGUGCACACUGUGUGCUUAAUGGCUGCUUUCUUUGUUAUAACUUUUCUCAACUUGUUGAAUGUUGUUCUGUUUUAUAUUUUUUAUAUUCAAGUAAUAUUGAUCUUCCUUAUAAGGUUGUAUAACUACAGAUAACCUUAAUUGAGUCAUACCAGGAUGUUUGCAUUGUGUGACAAAGGAAAUGGACGAGUUCAAUCCACUGGAUGUCUUAGCUGCAGCUGCUGCCCUAAAGAGCCAUACGCUUUGUGAUGCCAAGGAUAGUAGUAACAGUCCUGACCCUAAAGACUCCACUACAUUGAAAGCAAAGUCAAGGCCAUCUAUUGUGAACAAUUCACAACAGGACAUGACUAUCAAGACUGCUGCAGUAGAUGUCACUAAAAACCUCAACAAAACCACAAACGGAGAGGUCAGUGCAUCAGACGAGGAAAGCAAAUGGGAUAACAAUACAUGGCAGAAAACAAAUGGAGAUGUGAAGUCUCCUGAACAUAAACACACUGUGGUUAAAACAAAGAAAAUGGUCAUCAGUGCUAGUGGAACCAGUGUAUCACAGAAUUUUCCAACCUUGAGGAAUGCCCUAGAUAUCAGUGUGUGUGAUAUCAACAGUAAUAAUAAACAGGUGGAGCAUGUGACUACUAAUCACCAGGAUACAGACAAGCAGUCUAAUUUGGAAGAUGACUCAUGUGUAUCUGCAACACAAGCUGGGAUAGGCCCCAAUACAUUGACACGUGGAGCAUUCCAUUGUCAGACUACUACUUCUGAAAGGACUAACAAAGGGGAAGUUGAUAGUGAUGGUAGUGUGACUGAAGUAGACCAAUCAGAGCAGAAAAGUGUGGUUAUAGCCAAAGGAUCGGACUCUGUGGACUCAUUAUCAGCUAAGGGGCCCAGCAGUGACAAGUCGGACUCUGAAAUGGGAUGUGAUACAACAGUGGCACCAGACAGCGACUCUGGUGUGGAACCUGGGUCACCAGAGGAAACAAAAAUUGAAAGUCAUGAGAUGACAGAAACGAGUGUGGAAAUGACUUCUCCUGUAACAGUGGCAGCUAAGCCCAGUACACUAACUCUGUAUGUGACUACCAGUUCUAAUGGACAGAAAAUGGUGAAAACUCCACUGCCUGGUGUACAACAUAAACAUCAGCUGGCCACCAUAGUAGCUAAGCCUGCUUCACAGCAGCAAAAGACAACUUUGGCCUUCACAAACGGUAACAAGGUGGUUUACCUCCCAGUGAAGUCGGCCUUGGCUCAGGGAAAUGUAGGAGUCAAAGGGCAGAAAGUAGUGGCUGUCACACAGGCGGGUGCAAAAGUCCAACAAAGGCCGAUUGUUAGUCCAAUCCAAAUGUCUAGUAAGACUUCUAUUUCAACUGCAGCUCUAAAUAUAGGAAAAGUAACAGCUCAGGCAGGUACUAAAGUAAUUACAGUGUUUCCUGAUAAAUUAUGCCAAGGGCAGUCGUUACUUGGUAAUAGAGUGACAGAUGCUGGUGGUGAUAAUGGACUGACGACCACUUGUGGCCAGAAGGUGGUGUUACCUUCAACAUCCAACCCCUCAGCUACAGAAUCUCAGCCAGAUGGGGAGAAAGCAGUAAGUUCUGCCUUGGGCCAGAUCAAUAGCAUGCAUACUAAGCUGAACAAUAUGAAAAGCUCAUCUUGCCCAUCUACUGCAGUAACACUGGAUAAUGCACACGAAGAUGGUUUAAAGUCAUUGGAUUCAUCCAUCAGUAAAAAAAGUAAUCUGCUAAAAGAUGAUGCUUCUUUUAAUUUGCCCAGUAUUGUGCCAGAUGAAAGUCAGCUAAUUAAUGUGAGAACUAACCAGUGUGGUAGUGGUGGCGAGGAUGUUGAACAUCCUGUCUCUUGUGACAGAACUGAUAAAGAAAAGGAGGAUAGUGAUAUAAAAUCAAGUAGAUCCUCACAUUUAAUUACCAGUGACAAAUUGCCCUCAGCUGCAUGUGGUGAUGAAGUCGGCUCCUCUCAUAGUGCAGCCAGUAUAACGCAUGAUAAUAAAACUCACAAAGGAGAAGCUGUACAAACAAGCACUUCUGCCAGGACAGACUUGGGAAAUGAAAGUAAACCCGAAGUUGGGGUUGAAAAAUCAGACCUUGGUGAAAGUAGCAUUUCUAAGUCUUUAGCAGUGACAUCUGUAGGUUAUGCCAGUGGGGUUAUUGCCAGACCAGUGACACCUGUGAACUCGUCCAUUACUAGGAUACAGGCACGGGGCUCUUCCCCCAUUCUCACUUCCCAGGCUCAGGCCACCCCUCCUGUAGCCUCAGCUCACCAGCCUAUGAGGGGGAUCAUUCUCAGUGGAGGGUUGGGUGCACUGAGCAAUGCCCAGGCUCAGUUCAGUGCAGCUUUGCACAAGGCCUCCAAAACUACUCCAUCUACAGCACAUAUCCUCCCAGCUGGUGGUGUGCUGGGCCCAACCACCACUACUACUACACCUCAGGGAAUCCUAACCAAAGCUGGUAUAGCAGGAACAGCUGCCUCAAUGCAGGCAUAUUCCCAACACAUGUCCAGUAACACUAGUCAAGCUCUACCAUUGUCCACAGCUACAGGAGCUGGGGUGGUCUCCCCCAGCAAAAUACAGAGAUAUGCUUCCUUCAUGAGCUACCCUGUCCCAAGGAAAGCAAAAAGUGAAGACAAAAGGAAUAUUAAAAUGCCUGUGGAAGCAUUGCUUCAUUCCCAUGCCCUGCUAGAUCAUGACUAUUGCUGGCAUGCUUACUAUGAAGUGGCUAUCAAUAGUGUCCUGCCAGAGAAACCCAAGAAAGAAAAGAAAGAACCCAGGGAGAGGAGGAAAGGAAGGAAGUCUAAAGCCUCUGAAGUAGAGAGUGAUGUCCACUCAGAGGUCUCCACGGAAGACUUGGCCAUAAGUUUAGAUGGGGAAGACAUUGCUGAAGUGGCUAGCCCAUUGGAGAAAGAGGAUCACAGUCCAGACCAUGCUGUCCUUCAAGAUAGUCCUGAAGAUGCCAGCUCAGGGGAGAGGAAAAAGAGGAAAUAUGUACGGAAGAAACCUCGCAAAUCUGACAGUAGUGAUACGGAAAAUAACAAAGAAAAAGCUGCAAAACAGGCCAAGGCAAAAGCAGAAGCUGACAAUAAGGUUAAAAUAUGUGGCAGCUUUCAGGACCACUUUAUAUAUUUUGCAACCAAGAAAAUAAAAAGCCGAACUCGCAACCUGGACAAGAAUAAAAAUCAGAAUGCUAAUGCUUAUGAAAUUGCCCCAGGUGAUGUUGACUUCUACAGGAAAAUGUGGGUACCAGCCACAACUAGUAGCACAGUGCAGGUGGCGCCCUCUACAGCUAUAGCUAGCCCACCAAAGUCCAUGACUGAUUCUCUCCUGCCUCCACAACAAAACAACUCUGGCGGACUGUCACCAGGGAGAAAGGAGGACGUGUUUGAGUUAGUGGAUGAGUUAUAUAUGAUGUCCGAGGGAGGCAUACCUAUAUCAGAUGUUGAUACGUCCUUGGACACCUCAUUUAUCACCACAGAGACUGUGACAACUGCAAGCUUUCCUCCUGUGCAGAAGUUGCCACACUCACAACCUAUUCCACAACAACAACAACAACAGCAGCAGGACAUUGAUGAAAUUCUGAAAAGCUUAACGGCUGAAGAAAUCAAAGAAAUCUUAAACAAUAUGAACAGUGAUGCUCUCAUGUCUACUGACCCGACAUUGAGUAGUAUCCUUGAUACAGUUGUAGAUACUUCUGCACUGCCAGUGGGGUCAAACGUGGUGAAACCUGCCUAUAUUGAUGCACCAUUGUCAGGAAUUGUCGUUGAAAAGCUUGAUUCUGUCCAAACCGAAGAUGAAGUAGACAAAGCAACUUCCUCCACAGCAGAGGUGCUAAUUGACCCUGUUGCUGGGGCCUCUGCAGGUCUACUUCAAGCCUCAGUGGAGACAUCCCUGGUGGACAGUUCUGUCACAGGGGUGUUAAGUCAAGGGAGCUCUGGUCAGCUGUUUGACCUAGCAGAGGUGCAAACAAGUGAGUACAUUAGUGUACCACAGAACACCGUGAACUUGUUGCUUAAUGAUCUCAACGCAUCCCCUGUAAAACCAUCAGCAGGUGAGGUACCUACUUCAACAAAUCUUGGUACACCACUGGGAGAGAAACUACUCAGUGCUCUAGCAGAGAGCAGCCCCAUCAGACGUCCUCAACCCCAGAGUGCUACUGUGGCUGCUCUGAACUUUGACCAGGCCCACAUGGGACUGGCUGGUGCUGCCGGGAGUGGCAUGCUGGACAAGACGGAACUGUUCCCAGAUAUGAGUGGGAAUGCAGCCCCAGAGACGAGCCUGGACAGUAGCGUGCCCGAGCUGACCACUGUGACCAUGUAUUGGAAUACCUUCCCUGCUCUCAUGAUCAACAAUGAGCCACAUGUCAGGUUGGUAGAUAUCCACAAGCAGGCUUUGCCAGCCAAGGAUACUGGUUUGUUAAAGAAGCGCUGUGUUACCAUGGGUCUUGCCAUUAAGAAUUGUUCAGAUAUGCAGAGGGAUUUCCUGAUACGAUAUGCCAGGGCUUCCCCUUCAAAGAGCACCGUUAUAGUUUCCAAGACAACAGCAGAAGAACUGAUUGGUUUCUAUGUCAACCCACAGCCCAAAAUACAUCGAUCAUCCAGGGAUGAGAAACUUGACAAUGAUACUAAAGUGGAUGAGGAGGUCUCUAUGCCCAGUAGUUCAGAACAGGGUGGACAGAGUGAUAAGGAAAUGAAAGAUGUUGUGCCAAGGAAGAGAAACUCCUCGCUGGGUGCUGGGCCUGCCAAGAAACAGAAAAUCCACUUCAAACUGCAGGGAGAUGAUGUGCUUAUUGCAGAAGUACCAAAAUCUAGUAUACCUGGUGAUAAGAAUAGUGAUCCUGGAGCAGAGGAAAAUGAUGCAGUUACUGACUCUAACCAGAAAGUACCCACUGACAUUACCAAGCCCAAAAAGCAGAGAAAAAGAGAGGAGCCUUGUCCCUCUAACAGGUUAGAACGUCCAAGACGUGGAAAACGUGUUAGAUAUGACCAGCUGGUACAAGGCAGUUGUGCAUCCGACUCCAGUGAUCAUGAAGAAACUGAAAAAUGUGGUUUUGAGCCUCCUGCUAUGGACCAAAGUGGUAUUGAUCCUAGUAGUUUGACAGGCACAAAUACACCUGUGGGAGAUCAAACAACAGAUUGUAAAGCAUCUUUGGAUUCUAAAGGAGACACCACUGGAUUUUGUUCAGAAUUUCAAAAGUUUAUUCUACCACCAACACCUCAAGACACAGCACUUAAGGUAAAACUCAGAGGAAAGAAGAGAUCUAAAAAAGGGUUUGGCAGGGGGAGAAUUGCAUUAAAAAGUUCAGGCUCUUCACUAAAUAACCAAGAUGAAAAUGAUAAAAAAAUGAAAACCCCAGCCAUGUUGCCGGAUGGUAUAGUGCCCAUCACCCCUCCAAGAGGACGCCCCAGAAAGGCUGAAUUAGAGAAAAUGAAGCUUGUAAAAGCAACAAGAGACCUCCAGAAAUUGAAACUAAAAGCCAUGAAAUUAAAAGCAGUUGAGGUGAAGGAAAGGCACCGAAUUGAAAAGGAAAAGAUGAAGAAUUUACACAAUGCUAAACGACAGUCUCCAAGAAACAAAAAGUUUAGCCACUCUCCUCAGCAUGACUCCCAAAAGCAAAAACUUGAUCACUGUUACUCCUUCUACCCUGAGGAUCGAAUGGAAAUUGAAACUCUGGAUGACACCUCUGUGGGUGAAAGCUGUGAGGUCCAGCGUGUCAUAGCUUGUGAUGGGGAGGUGAAGCCAUGUACAGUGGCCAUGGAGAAGCAGAAACCCUUAGAGGUUGUCCAUAGGGAUGCGGUUCAUAGAGAUGACCAGAGAGGGCGCUCUCAGGAUGGGGACCUUUACCUUCACCUGUAUAAAAUGAAGAACUCCCAGUGUGUUCAGUGCACCACAUGUUGCGAGUUUUUCACUGUGAGACUGUUCAAGCAACAUUUUCAUGAUCCCAAUGAUCCAGACAUGAUAGUCCAAGCCACAGUGACCCAGAAAUUGGAGAUGCGCAGUGUUAAUCCAACAACGGAGGAAGAACAAAAAUGGGAGAACUACACCAAACGUAAAAGGUACUUUGAAAACCAGACUGAGACUCCAGGGGGAAAACAUCAAGAAAAAGAGGACAGUUCCAUUGUCCGUGCUUUAAAGUUCAAGAUCCAGCAUCUUGAUCAACUGGCUGCUGAAGGUGAUCAGUCCAAAAAUAAAGUUUCAACACGCCACAGUACACGUGAACGCAAGAAAAAACAACUCUAUCCUAUGGAGAAGUACACCUAUUCCAAGCUGCUACCAAACUACUCUGCUGAACUGAAGAAGGAGCCGUAUGUCCCGGAACUUGAGAUUGGAGACACGCGCUAUGGUGAACUAGAGCAGAGGCUGCUGCCAUCUGAAAUGAAAGCUGAGGUGCCGUAGGGCAUGACUAGUUCAGAAGUUCUGGACAAAAACAUCAGUUGCAGGCAAAGGAUGGGGAAAAGAUGAAAUCAGAAGAUAGUAAAAAAGGAGUCUGGCACAGUUUUGAUUCAUACUGGACAUCAGUUAAUGUUUUGUACCUUAAAUCAGUUGUCAUGAUCCUAGUAUGGUAGAGCUGUAUGAAUUGUGACCUUUCAUACCAAUAUAAAGUAUUCAAGAGCAAGAUAACAGAUUUUAGAUAAUAUUUACUAAUGCCUAAAAAAAAAGAUUAUUGGAAGUUGUAUACAAUAGAUAUGAUCUAAGUAAAUAAUUAAUGCUUAUACAAUGAAUAUUACAUCUCUGACAAGUGAUUAAGUGACAGCUUUUUGGUGAUUUGUUUGCAAGAUUGGUAAAAGUAUCAUUUAAGAGUGGUUAAUUUUCUUGACAAAAACCGAUAAAACCUAAUGGUAAGAACUACACCACAUCUGGUGUUAUUUAUUGACAGUUAUUUGAUAGAAAAAUGUGAAAAUGACCAAAAAACAUGUUAUAAGGUUUUGUUUUGUGGUAAAAGAUGACAUAACAGAUGAAAGAGCAGAAAGAUUAAGUUCUUAAUUGUGAUUGUUAUUGAUGAUCAGUUGUCAUCAAGUUGAAUAUGUGGACAAUACUGUAGAUUUGUAUAACAUAGAUUGUAUAUUGUGUAUAGUUUGUAUAUUCCAGUUUACAUAGUGGCACAUUUGUGCACAGUAAAAAAGCUUGUAAAUACAACCUGUUUUGUAGCAAAA